UCUCCUCUCCUCUCCUCUCUUCUCUCCUCUCUUCUCUCUCUCUCUCUCCAUUCCAAACGCCGUCUUUUGGUGAUUGCUUGCUCUCCUUCUCCUCCUCCUCGUCGCCCAUCCCCAUUGUCUCUCCUUCUCUUCCUCUUCCCACGUCUUGCAUCACAUCUGCCAUCAUGAGAGGCGAGGUCUGCCAUCUCCAUAUCGGCCAGGCUGGUACCCAGCUUGGAAACAGUGCUUGGGAACUAUAUCUUCUCGAACACGGUUUGAAGGCUGAUGGUCGUCUGGACCCCGAAGCCACAGACAUUGGUGAAGCUGGGUCCUUUGAAACCUUCUUCACCGAGACGGGCAGCGGCAAAUAUGUUCCUCGCUCUAUCUUCGUCGAUUUGGACCCUUCCCCAAUCGAUGAAAUCCGCACUGGUCCCUAUCGCCAGCUCUUCCACCCUGAAAUGUUGAUCAGCGGAAAGGAAGAUGCAGCAAACAACUAUGCCCGUGGUCACUACACCAUCGGAAAGGAACUUGUCGACAGUGUCAUUGACCGAAUUCGCCGUGUUGCUGACAACUGUUCGUCCCUCCAGGGAUUUUUGAUCUUCCACUCUUUUGGCGGUGGUACCGGUUCCGGUUUCGGUGCCCUCCUCUUGGAGCGUCUCUCCACCGAUUACGGCAAAAAAUCCAAGCUCGAAUUCGCUGUCUACCCAGCACCCCGUGUCUCAACCGCCGUUGUCGAACCAUAUAACGCCGUUCUCUCUACCCACAGCACCAUUGAGAAUUCUGACUGCACAUUCCUCGUCGACAAUGAAGCUGUCUACGACAUCUGCCACCGCAACCUUGAUAUCCCCCGCCCUGGUUAUGAACAUCUCAACCGCCUCAUCGCCCAAGUUGUCAGCUCCAUCACAUCUAGCUUGCGCUUCGAUGGUGCCCUGAACGUCGAUCUCAACGAGUUCCAGACCAACUUGGUCCCUUACCCUCGUAUUCACUACCCCCUCAUCAGCUACGCACCCGUUGUAUCCAGCAACAGAAGCUCCCAUGAAAGCUUCAAGGUCAACGACCUUACCUUCCAAUGCUUCGAACCAAACAACCAGAUGGUCGUCUGCGACCCACGUAAUGGAAAAUACAUGGCCGUGGCUCUCCUCUACCGCGGUGACGUCGUCCCCCGCGACUGCAACGCCGCUGUUGCCUCCCUCAAAGCUAAGACCUCCUUCAACCUUGUCGAAUGGUGCCCGACUGGCUUCAAGAUCGGCAUCAACUACCAGAAGCCCAUGCGCGUGCCAGGCGGCGAGCUCGCUCCAGUCGACCGCUCCGUCAGCAUGUUGUCCAACACCACCGCAAUUGCCGAGGCCUGGAGCCGUCUUGACCACAAGUUCGACCUGAUGUACUCGAAACGCGCCUUUGUGCAUUGGUAUGUUGGCGAGGGAAUGGAGGAAGGCGAAUUCUCCGAAGCACGUGAGGAUCUUGCUGCGUUGGAGAAGGAUUACGAGGAGGUUGCCAGCGAUAGUCUGGACACGGAAGGGGAUGAGGGUGUUGAGUAUUAAAUAUGACAUGAGUCACUACCCCAUUUUUCGAAGUUUCCUCUGCUUCUUUUUUAUUUGAAAUUACAAGACAAGACAGAGAGAAAGCAGAACACAAUAGUCUGUUAUGAUACGUCUCCUUGCCUUCCCCAUUCCCAAACAACCAACCCCCUUGUUUCUUGAAACCGUCUCUGUAUUGUUUCUCCCUGCUCAUGCCAGCGCCAACGUCUAUGCGAGUGCCAUCCUUUUUGAGCUAUACCAUCUUAUUUUAAUUCAAUCCUAUUCGUUUGAGAUGCUCUCUUUUAAUGUCUGUUUCUUGUUGUGAAGUGAAAAGUGUUGUUUGUUGGAUGUUUUCGUUCGUACAUAAGGAUAACAUAGUAUAGCAAAAUUGACGUCGAGGUGGGACAGUUGAUAUCGACGUAAUUAUCAAGCCUAUCCGUUGGGGUCUUUAGUUGUUUUCGAUUGAGGUAACGUGGGAGGUAUACCACUUGACGAAAGUAUAGCUCACAAUGGAGAUAGUUUUGCCGUCCGUAGGAAGUACAUACUAUAGCAAACCUAGCACAAGCUACUGGGUUGGAAGGCAUGCCGGGUGCGUAUAUGUACAGUGCAAUACAAAGAAAACGUAUCCAGGAA
Blastomyces dermatitidis ER-3 is the source of this 2129-nucleotide messenger RNA. RefSeq names its product tubulin alpha-2 chain. Gene Ontology annotation, biological process: microtubule cytoskeleton organization; mitotic cell cycle. Gene Ontology annotation, cellular component: cytoplasm; microtubule. The transcript is spliced from 7 exons. NCBI's taxonomy places the organism in Eukaryota, Fungi, Ascomycota, Eurotiomycetes, Onygenales, Ajellomycetaceae. The coding region runs from base 165 to 1520 and encodes 451 amino acids. Gene Ontology annotation, molecular function: GTP binding; structural constituent of cytoskeleton. The record is from RefSeq and is a predicted model, not a curated record.